AUGGCAAUUUUAGUUAAAAAUUUCUUUUGUGUUUUCCCACUCGAGACUGGAGGUUUGAUUAUCGGAUGGACGAAUCUUGUUCUCGAUGUGUUGAUCAUAAUCUUACUGAUAAUUUGCCCUUUUGUAUCGCCAUUGAUAUUUCCAGAAAACUUUGCAAAAGAGAAAGGAUUACUGGCAGUUGUAUCGAUUGGUUGUAUCAUUGUGAUUGCAGUUUAUGGAAGUUUAACUUAUCUUUCUUAUCGAUUCAUUGAAGGAAUCAAAACAAGAAAUUUCCAAAAAGUUCAACCUUUUCGCUUUCUUUGCAUCAUUGGAUUAAUUCUGUACAGCUUGAACAUCCUCGGAAUAUUAAAUCAAGGUGCUGGUAACUCAGAGAAAAGCGUUAUUCUUGAAUUCUUCAUUGUUGCGAUUUUGACAGCCAUCAGAGUUUACGAAUUCAUUAUCGUGGAUUCUCUUUUCAUGAAAUUUAAAAACGAAGCUGUACCACCUGGUGCUAAUCCUUAUAAUCUGAGUGUAAUUACAAUCGCCAGUCGUUUCAAUGUUGCACCUCCAGUCCCGCAAGCACCAACUGACGUCGAACUUUCCAUCCCUAAAAUUUAA
Molecule: messenger RNA, 597 nt
Organism: Clunio marinus
Lineage: Eukaryota; Metazoa; Arthropoda; Insecta; Diptera; Chironomidae
Source: the annotation of a GenBank genome assembly